AUGGCAAUCAGAGUUGGCUACGUUCCCGAGCAUUUUUCAACACCACUGCAGUUUGCGCAAUCCAAUGGCUACUUCCAGGAAGCCGGAGUGACUGUGGAGAUGAUAUCAUAUCCAAGUGGUUCCGGAGCUAUGAUCCAGUCGUUAAAUAGCGGGGACUUGGAUAUUGCAAUUGGGUUAACGGAAGCAUUUGUUCGUGGGAUUGCGGACACUGAAGAGUCCAGCGAGCCAAAAUACCAGAUUGUCGGCACAUACGUUACGUCGCCCUUGAACUGGGCCGUGUCCACGGGGAUUAACAGGGAUGACUUACAAAAUCUAACGCAACUAGAGGGAGGAAAAAUUGGUGUAUCGCGCAUCGGUAGCGGAUCAUACGUUAUGAGCUUUGUCAUGGCAUUGCAAUUGCAAUUCAAGAGCGCAUUCAAGUUCUCCGUCUGCAAUACUUUUGAAAACCUCAGACGCAGUGUGAAUUCCGGGGAAACCGAUGCAUUCAUGUGGGAGUACUUCACAUCCAAGAGGUAUUACGACACCAAAGAGAUCAAGAUGAUUGGCAGCAUUGAGACGCCGUGGCCAUCUUGGGUGGUGGUUAAGGCCAAAGAGCUACCAGCAAACGAGUUGCUGGGAUUUGUGAAGGCCGUGAACCGCGGGAUUGAAUAUUUCAACGGCCAUCACGAGGAAGCUGUGGACUACAUUGGUACCCAUCUAGACUAUUCCCACGAAGACGCAGCCGAGUGGCUACGCACGGUCAAGUUCCAUGACGAUUGCGGCAAAGUGAACAACGUGCCUGCUGUGAUCACCGCUACUGUUAACAUUCUUAAGACCGCAGGAGUGCUCAAGCACAAUGACAACGACAAACUACUUGAACGAAACAUGCAGCUUGGUCUCUACCAGACCCAGUGA
Messenger RNA from Lachancea fermentati, 894 nucleotides. NCBI's taxonomy places the organism in Eukaryota, Fungi, Ascomycota, Saccharomycetes, Saccharomycetales, Saccharomycetaceae. The record is from the annotation of a GenBank genome assembly.